AUGAUGGUCGAUGAUAAAGCCAUCUACACGAUCUCUGACGUUGGACGAGUUAUUAGAGUAUGGAACAAAAGAAAUGGUGCAUUACUAUGGCAGAAGUCUAUUGGCGAGAUAGCUGAAACCAGUGCGCAACUUAGCCUUGUUUUGACCGAACAGUCGCUCGUAGUUGCCAAUUCGAGAACACUUUUCUGCUUUUCAAAAAAUGGUGGCAUAAAAUGGAGCGUAGGUGUUCAAGACAGUCAAUGGUCGAGAAUUAGCGUCUUAAAAGAAGUUGUACACCAUCUAUCCAUCUCAAACGGCGUUCUCACUGUUAGGGAUAUUUUACUGAGUACGGGUGAAGCUAAAACGCCUAAAUCAGUUGUUAUCAAAUCUACUUCAUGGGAAAAGUGCAUAGUAGCCCAAGGUUUGGUAAUAUGUGCUCUCAACGACUCGCUGUUUUCGGUGGAUUUUACGUCUUCAACUUUAGAUGUUUCAGAAAAGGCAAUUGGAGAAAACAUAAGGUCUAUUAGUGUGUUAGAUGAGCGUCGUUUUCUGGUGAAGUGUGCCACUUCUGCUCUAAUUUUUGCCGUGUCUAAGAACGCCUUUGAUAAGGCGAGUUCUAUACGUGUAUCUUAUCUUGCUUGUGCCAUUUGCAAUCAGCCUUAUGCCAUUUGCAAUCAGCACCAUAUUCCUGUUUUUCAAUUAAGGUUUCCACCACGUUGGAUCGUAAGUUAGGGAGUUUCUCCCGUUACC
Strongylus vulgaris is the source of this 729-nucleotide messenger RNA. The record is from the annotation of a GenBank genome assembly. Lineage: Eukaryota; Metazoa; Nematoda; Chromadorea; Rhabditida; Strongylidae.